AUGGGUUGUGUGAGGUCAAAGGAAGCUGGUGGCCAAGAGAAGAUAACAAAAACUGACCCUGAUCCUGAUCCUGGCCCCACCAUCCAGCAGGGCCACUAUGUGAGAGACCCCACGGCCACCAACAAGAGGAACACCAAUGUCCCCAGCAUGGCUGUGCCCCUGCCCGAGGAUGGCCCAGGGGACAGCGUGGUGCUGGCACUCUACGACUACGAGGCCAUGAACGCUGGGGACCUCAGCUUCCAGAAGGGCGAGCGCAUGAAGGUCCUGGAGAAGUCAGGGGAAUGGUGGCGAGCACGGUCGCUGGUGACAGGACGUGAAGGCUUCAUCCCCAGCAACUACGUUGCCCAAGACAACUCGCUGGAGACAGAGGAGUGGUUUUUCAAGGAUGUCAGCAGGAAGGAUGCGGAGCGGCAGCUCCUUGGCCCUGGGAACAUGAUUGGCUCCUUCAUGAUCAGGGACAGCGAGACAACAAAAGGCUCCUACUCGCUCUCGGUGCGGGACGCGGACGAGCUGCGGGGCGGGGCAGUGAAGCAUUACAAGAUCCGGACCCUGGACAGCGGCGGCUUCUACAUCUCCCCUCGGAACAACUUCAACACGCUGCAGGAGCUCGUCCAGCACUACAAGCGUCAGAGCGAUGGGCUGUGCCAGAGGCUCACCCACCCGUGCCGAGUGCCCAAACCACAGAAGCCCUGGGAGAAAGACGCCUGGGAGAUCCCUCGGGAGUCCCUGAGCCUGGAGAGGAAGCUGGGAGCCGGGCAGUUCGGAGAAGUGUGGAUGGCCACGUACAACAAGCACACCAAGGUGGCAGUGAAGACCAUGAAGCCGGGCAGCAUGUCUGUGGAAGCCUUCCUGGAGGAGGCCAACCUGAUGAAGACUCUGCAGCACGACAAGCUGGUGAAGCUGCAUGCAGUGGUCACCAGGGAGGAGCCCAUCUUCAUCAUCACCGAAUUCAUGGAGAAAGGGAGCUUACUGGAUUUCCUGAAGAGCGAUGAGGGGAACAAGCUGCCGCUGCCGAAGCUGAUCGACUUCUCUGCCCAGAUUGCAGAAGGAAUGGCUUUUAUUGAGAAGAGGAACUACAUCCACAGAGACCUGAGAGCCGCCAACAUCCUGGUGUCAGCAGUGCUGGUGUGCAAGAUUGCAGACUUUGGGCUGGCCAGGGUCAUCGAGGACACCGAGUACACGGCCCGGGAAGGUGCCAAGUUUCCCAUUAAAUGGACUGCACCAGAAGCCAUCAACUACGGAUCUUUCACUAUAAAAUCAGAUGUCUGGUCCUUUGGGGUCCUCCUGACUGAGAUCAUCACCUAUGGACGCAUCCCCUACCCAGGGAUGUCCAGCGUGGAGGUGAUCAGGGCUCUGGAGCGUGGCUACCGGAUGCCCCGCACAGAUAACUGCCCUGAGGAGCUCUAUGACAUCAUGAUGAGGUGCUGGAAGAUCAAACCCGAGGAUCGCCCCACUUUUGAGUACAUACAGAGUGUUCUGGAGGAUUUCUUCACUGCCACAGAGAGCCAGUACCAGCAGGAGCCCUAG
This is a messenger RNA of Melospiza georgiana, 1527 nucleotides long. RefSeq names its product HCK proto-oncogene, Src family tyrosine kinase (gene HCK). Bases 1 to 1527 code for a protein of 508 amino acids. Gene Ontology annotation, cellular component: extrinsic component of cytoplasmic side of plasma membrane. The record is from RefSeq and is a predicted model, not a curated record. Gene Ontology annotation, biological process: innate immune response; cell surface receptor protein tyrosine kinase signaling pathway; protein phosphorylation. The transcript is spliced from 12 exons. Gene Ontology annotation, molecular function: signaling receptor binding; non-membrane spanning protein tyrosine kinase activity; ATP binding. Lineage: Eukaryota; Metazoa; Chordata; Aves; Passeriformes; Passerellidae.